AUGGUUGCUCCUUCAUGUUCAAAUGGUAGUUUCGUUGAUCACGAACUCUCUACGGUGUUGGACUCGACAUUUGCGUUCGAGGGUCCUGAAAAACUUUUAGAAAUUUGGUUUUGGAAAUCGGAAGAUCAUAUCCCGUUAAACUAUCCAAAAAAGGGAUUAAGAUCAAUUCCUGUUUGUCAGUGGACUGAGAUGCUUGACCUUGUAAAUUGUAAGAUAUUGUCGAGGAAAUCAUCAUCUUCUGUUGAUGCUUAUUUGUUGAGCGAAAGCUCUCUAUUUGUAUUUCCACACAAACUUAUUUUAAAGACUUGCGGUACUACUACAACUUUGGGAUGUCUCAAAAGGCUCUUCGAUAUUGUGACGGAAUCCUACUUCAAAAACAAGGUUAUAUUUAAAAGUUUUGACACUUUCAGGGUUUUCUAUUCUAGAAGGUCGUUCAUGUUUCCUGAUAAGCAAGAGGACGUUCACAAGGACUGGAAAUUCGAGGUGUCUAAGUUAAAUGACUAUUUUGCGAACGGUAAGUCAUACGUGGUGGGAAAUUGUGCAAGUGAUGAUCAUUGGUAUCUUUAUACUGGUGGCUGUGAUUCUGUUAGUGCAAGUAAAGACCAGACUUUUGAGGUUUUGAUGACUGAGUUAAACCAGGAGAAGGCGGCACAAUUCUGUACCUCGAGAACUCCUGGAGAGCUUGCUUCUCUGUCAGACUCUAAUGCUUUACAUGACUUGGGUCACGAUAUUGGUAAAAAGAUGAUGAUAGAUACCGAAUUGAAUAUGUUGUUUGGAUCGGAACAAAGCUCUACACAUUUACCUUCUCCAUCUUUGUCCGAUUCUAUGGAAUUAGAAGAAGAUGCACGUCUGGGAAAAGUUAGUUUUCAGCAUGAUUCUUUUUCUUUUACUCCUUGCGGGUUUUCAUCGAACUCAAUUAGCUCAGAUGGUUUUUAUUAUACGCUACAUGUGACACCGGAAGCAGGAUGGUCUUACGCCUCUUUCGAGACUAAUUUUCCAUUCUCGGAUGCUAGCUAUUGUCAAAAUCCAGUCGAUUUACUAUUGAAAAUAUUAGCUACUUUCAAGCCAGGCAGAUUUUCUCUAACUUUAUUCAGCGCACAAUUGGACGCACUGGAUGAAGGUUUUGAUAGUUUGCAAAAUUGUGAUAUUGUUUUGAAAAAGCUUGGUUACAUUAAGCAAGAGAAGAUUUUGUAUGACUUGAUGAAUGAUAAUAAACUACUAUACUUAAAUUUUCAUAAAAGAAGAUGA
Messenger RNA from Priceomyces carsonii, 1248 nucleotides. It is a transcript of the gene SPE2, whose product is annotated as adenosylmethionine decarboxylase. Bases 1 to 1248 code for a protein of 415 amino acids. NCBI's taxonomy places the organism in Eukaryota, Fungi, Ascomycota, Pichiomycetes, Serinales, Debaryomycetaceae. The record is from RefSeq and is a predicted model, not a curated record. The transcript has a single exon. Gene Ontology annotation, biological process: spermine biosynthetic process; spermidine biosynthetic process. Gene Ontology annotation, cellular component: cytosol. Gene Ontology annotation, molecular function: adenosylmethionine decarboxylase activity.